CGCGGGUCUCACAUCUCCUAAUGUGCAGCAUCGCCAUCCAUUACCAGGUUCCUCGAACUUCUGAAGUCUAUGUCCACAGGAGUGGCAGGACGGCCAGAGCUUUCAGUGAAGGCCUGAGCUUGCUGCUGAUUGGCCCGAGCGAUGUGGUGAAUUUUAAAAGAAUUUACAAGACGUUGGCAAAGAGUGAAGAGCUUCCCUUUUUUCCAGUGGAAAUGAAAUACAUGACUUCUGUCAAGGAGCGGGUGAACCUGGCCCGACAGAUUGAGAAGGUAGAGUAUUUCAGCAGCCGAGCCAAACAGCACAAUUCUUGGCUGCAGCAAGCCGCAGAUGCCCUUGAGCUGGAGCUGGAUGAUGAAGACCUCAUAGGAGGCCGGCCCAGUGAGGAAGAAGAGAGUCAGAAACAGAAGAUGCUGAAAGGGAUGAAGAAGCAUCUGAAGCAUUUGCUGUCCCAGCCGGUAUUUAAAAAUGUUAUGAAGACAAAAUACCCAACCCAGUCCGGAAAACUGCUGCUGCCUGACCUUUCUGAGAUGAGUUCCCAGUCGGCUCUGGGUGCCAUGUCAAAAGCACAGAGGAAGAAGAAGAGGAUGAAGCAAAAUGAGGACAUCUAAUAGUCCAUAUGAGGAACCUUUAUUUCUCCCUCUUGAAGAUACUUCAGGCCACCAACUGUUCUGACUGUCUUUACAACAUACCUGUCCUGGAAUGGUUGCCUUCCCUUACUCCUGUUUCUUCUCUCCUGUACUGUUGUCAGUAGAUAUAAAUUCAGUUCUGCCCUUGUGGUUUUUCCUGGUUUGUGUUGGUUUGGAUCCUCACUACUCUGAACUGAGGAGUUUGCAGAAACGGAUCUUUCCUCCCCCCCUCCCCCCGCCCCCUGAUGAUCCCAAGCUUUGCCAAGGGUCAGGGAAUCCUCCAAAACAAUGCUGCACAGAAGACUGUAGCAAAUACAGUGGAUAAAGUUGCUCUCCUUCAUUUAAGGGCUUGUGCUCCAUUAACUGAGUCUGCACUGCUCAGGUUGGAUCCAGCAUAUUACACCCCAGUGAUAUCUGACGAAUGUGAUGCUUGUAUGUCAUAUAAACAGAUUAUCUGGAAGAAACACGGGAGGAAAUCUUCACAUCUGCUCAGACUGUCAACCAGAACUCAGCCAGCACAGUUAUAUGAAGAGGGCUCUCAUUCAUCUUGAGAGAAGGCUAUCAUUCCAUUUUUGUUUUGAAAAACAUUGUGAAUCCUUUAUGUCAGCGUGUGAUGUUUAUAUACCAUUGGUUUAAAAAGCUUCAUCCAUGUUCUCUUUUGGGGAAGUUAAAAUAUGACAUUGAAAAAUAUUGGAGUGUACCUAAGCAAUACUGAGGAUGUACCUUUACCUUGGCUCAUGGAAAUCUUUAUUAAAAUAUUUUAAAUAUUUUUA
Messenger RNA from Sphaerodactylus townsendi, 1399 nucleotides. It is a transcript of the gene DDX24, whose product is annotated as DEAD-box helicase 24. The record is from RefSeq and is a predicted model, not a curated record. Bases 21 to 608 code for a protein of 195 amino acids. NCBI's taxonomy places the organism in Eukaryota, Metazoa, Chordata, Lepidosauria, Squamata, Sphaerodactylidae. The transcript has 4 exons.